AUGCGCCGAUCAGUCGUCCCCGAGCCUCGUUUGCCGAUCAGCCAUCUGAAUAUCGCCGUCAGGACUACUACCGAAUCUGAGCACCAUGGGGAGCGUGGAGAGGGCAAUGAAAGAGGUGACUUUCCAGAGCAUAGCUGGGCCGCCUGGUCUUGCUUGCUUGGUUCAUUCCUGAUGAUGUUUCCUUCCUUUGGCUUUCAGACUGCUGUCGGAUCUGUUCAGGACUAUAUAAGCACUCAUCAAUUGGCCGACUACAAUAUCAGCGAUGUCGGGUGGAUCACAGCAGUGCUUGUUUUCUUGACUUUAUUCCUAGGAGUUCAAGUCGGGCCGCUCUUCGAUCGUUACGGCCCACGAGUACUGAUAAUCUGCGGCAGCAUCGCCAGUUUUGCGUCCUAUAUGCUGUUGGCAGAGUGCACAAAGUACUGGCAUUUUAUGCUUUGCCUUGGAGUCCUUGGGGGCGUUUCAUCUGCCAUCAUUACUACCGUUUCAAUUUCCGUUCUUAGCCACUGGUUCUAUCGGCGCCGUGGCUUAGCAUCUGGCAUUUGUAUGGCAGGAUCAUCCGCCGGUGGAGCUACUAUUCCUUUGGUCCUUCGAACACUCUAUCGGAAGUAUGACUGGCUAUGGUCAAUUCGGAUAAUUGCUUUUAUGGCUCUUGGGAGCUAUACGGUUGGAGUGUACCUGAUCAAGGCAAGACUCCCGAUUAAUAGCAAUAGCAUGGUGACUAUUGACCUUCGAGCUUUGGCUUCACCUCGGCUUUGCUUUCUUGCAGCUGCUGUGUUCUCAUUCGAGUUUAUUAUAUUCGGUUGCGCCGCACUACUUCCCACGUAUGUUCGCUAUGCAGGAUUUGAUGAAAAUGUUCAAUAUUAUUCUCUCACAGUGUUAAAUGGUAUGAGUAUUCUAGGGAGAAUUCUACCAGGAUUUGCCGCCGAUCAGGUAGGAAGAUUCAAUAUUCUGUUUUCUAUGGUCUGUGCCACCUUGAUCAUCAUGGCGGGCAUUUGGCUCCCAUAUGGAUCUCAUGACGAGGCAACUUUCUAUAUCGUGGUCGCGAUAUUUGGGUUUGGUUCUGGUGGAUGGCUUUCCUUGGCCCCGGUUUGUGCUGGACAACUCUGCAAAACAGAAGAGUAUGGUCGAUUCUAUGGGACGAUUUAUGUCGUUGCCGCCUUUGGAGUCCUUCUCACAGUACCUGUGGGGGGUAAGUUGCUUCAAUCGACCACACCUCGGAUUCUCAUUGGCUUUUAUUCUGCUAUUUUAUUCGUGGGGCUGGUUAGUGUAGUAUUGUCUCGCUGGGCAGUGUUGGAUUGGAGAUGGAAAUGGAAGGUCAAGAUCUAG
Messenger RNA from Penicillium taxi, 1326 nucleotides. Its product is annotated as putative MFS monocarboxylate transporter. Lineage: Eukaryota; Fungi; Ascomycota; Eurotiomycetes; Eurotiales; Aspergillaceae. The record is from RefSeq and is a predicted model, not a curated record. Bases 1 to 1326 code for a protein of 441 amino acids. Gene Ontology annotation, molecular function: transmembrane transporter activity. Gene Ontology annotation, cellular component: fungal-type vacuole membrane. The transcript has 2 exons. Gene Ontology annotation, biological process: transmembrane transport.